AUUUUCCUUACGUUUUUUCUUUUCUUUUCGUCGGUUGGCGAUUUUUUUUUUUAGUUCUUACUACAUUUCUAUAAAAUAACAUAGCCUACCAAGAAUUGAUUUUUUGUAUUUUAUUUCAAAAAGUACAAAACGCCAGCUCCUCCUCCCCAUUUCUCCCCUUCAGUUCCAUUCACGAACUACACUGAUUCAUGCUUGUUCCAUUCCUCGUGUUGAUUAUCGAAUCGGCCUCAUUGAAUUAGUCGAAUUUGAUUGGUGGGUCGGUUGAUUUUGGAGCAUUUGGCGACGCAAAUGAUCGGUUGAAGAAUUUUCAGCUGCUCUGUUGAAUCGUUUCCUUUUCUUUUAAGAUGAUGGAAGGAGGUUUAACUGGGACGGAAAUUCAUGGCUUCCGAAGCAUGGAAGAUUUGGAUAUCAACAAUAUAAUGAUGGAGGCCAAGGGGAGAUGGCUCCGACCAAAUGAAAUAUAUGCAAUUCUUAGCAACAACAAAUAUUUCAAUGUCCAAGUCAAGCCUGUCAACUUGCCUCCAAGUGGAACUAUCGUGUUGUUCGAUCGCAAAAUGCUGAGGAAUUUCCGAAAGGAUGGCCAUAACUGGAAGAAGAAAAAAGAUGGGAAGACGGUCAAAGAAGCUCACGAGCACUUAAAAGUUGGUAAUGAGGAAAGAAUACAUGUAUACUAUGCACAUGGGGAAGAUAAUCCAACAUUUGUUCGCAGAUGCUAUUGGCUACUAGAUAAGUCUCUUGAACAUGUGGUCCUGGUUCAUUAUCGUGAAACUCAAGAGCCACAGGUUGCUCCAUCUACCCCUGUUCAUUCCAAUUCCAAUUCUAGUUCGGGUGUAUCUGAUCCAUCCGCUGCUUGGGUUGUAUCUGAAGAAUCUGAUUCUGUUGCUGACCAGGCUUACUACUCAAGUCAGAGGGGAAAUUCAGGCCUUAAUGAGACCGUAAACGCAAAGGAUCAUGAGUUGAGGCUUCAUGAAAUUAACACUCUGGAAUGGGAUGAGCUUGUGGUGCAAGAUGAUCCUAACAAGCUAACUGCACCGCAACCAGGAAGAGUAGCAUCUGGACAAUCAUAUCAGUACGAGAUGCUGAAUUACGGAGUUAAUACAGACUCCCUUCUGGCUAACAAUAUCGCAACAGAAAAUUUUAUGGAAAAGUUUCCUGGGCAAGCGGUUGAGAAUGUAUCUGCUGCUAACCUCAGUAUUCCAGCCACUGUGAGCUUUCAAGCUUCUGGAAAUGGAAGGUUUUCAAAUUCUCUGCAAAAGGAAACUAGACUAAUGACAAUGUUUACUGGUGAUUCAUCACAAAUAAUGGCCAAGGAUAAUUUGCAAACGCAAGACAGUUUUGGCCGGUGGAUGAACGAUGUUAUUGCUGAUUCUCCUUUGUCGAUGGACGAUGCAGCUCUUGAUACUUCAAUGUCCACCAAUCAGUCUUUUCCUUCUCUGAACAUGGAUUCCUAUAAUUCUCCUGCAGUCGAGCAAAUGCAAAUAUUUUACAUCAGUGAUAUUUCACCUUCCUGGGCUUUUGCUAACGAAGAAACGAAGAUCUUGGUGGUUGGCUUUUUCCAUGAAAGACAAGGUAACAUGGGCAAGUCUAAUUUGUCUUUUGUCUGCGGAGAUGCUUGUAUUCCUGCUGAAGUGGUUCAGACCGGAGUAUUUCGUUGUCUGCUUUCCCCUCAAGCCCCAGGAGUAGUAAAUCUUUUCUUGAGUUUUGAUGGUCAGAAUCCCAUUAGUCAAGUUGUCACGUUUGAGUUCCGUGCCCCAUAUAUCACCUCUUUCGAUGAUAACCCUACUUUGCAAGAAUGCGAAGUUCAGAUGAGACUGGUACAUUUACUGUUUUCUACAUCUAGAAGCCUUAAUAUUUUAUCCUCCAAUGUAACACCAACUGGUGGGAAGGAAGCCAAAAAGUUCUCCCGCAAGACCUCUCAUAUGGUUAAUGAUUGGAGAUUUGUGCUAAAAUCAGUGAAGGACAAGAAGAUAUCUUGUUCCAAAGCUAAAGACAGCAUGAUUGAGAUAACCUUGCAGAACAAGUUACGUGAGUGGUUAUUGGAGAGAGUAAUUGAAGGGUGUAAAAUUGCUGAACAUGAUGAACAAGGUCAGGGAGUGAUCCAUUUGUGUUCUAUCCUGGGUUAUACUUGGGCUGUCUAUCCAUUUUCAUGGUCUGGUUUAUCACUAGAUUAUCGAGAUAAAUCAGGUUGGACAGCUCUUCAUUGGGCUGCAUAUUAUGGAAGGGAGGCAAUGGUGGCAAAGCUCCUAUCAGCUGGAGCAAAAGCAUAUUUGGUCACAGACCCCACUUCCGACACCCCUGGUGGAUCUACUGCUGCGGAUCUUGCAUCGAAGAAUGGACACGAGGGUUUGGCAGCAUAUCUUGCUGAAAAGGCAUUAGUUCAACACUUUCAAGAUAUGACCUUAGCUGGGAACGUCAGUGGUUCACUCCAGUCCGAGUCCAAUGAUUCAGCAGCAAUAUCCGGAAACUUCAAUGAGGACGAGUUAUAUCUGAAGGAUACUUUGGCUGCUUAUCGCACUGCUGCUGAUGCUGCUGCCCGAAUACAGGCUGCUUUUCGGGAGCACUCCCUCAAGGUCCGAACUGUAGCUGUCGAGUCAUCUAAUCCAGAGACGGAAGCACGUAAUAUCGUUGCAGCGAUGAAGAUUCAGCAUGCUUUCCGCAAUUAUGACACACGAAAAAAGAUGGCUGCUGCUGCAAGGAUUCAACAUAGGUUUCGCUCAUGGAAAAUACGAAGGGAUUUUCUCAACAUGCGAAAACAGGCCAUCAGGAUUCAAGCUGUCUUCCGGGGUUUUCAAGUUCGAAAACAAUACCGAAAGAUCAUAUGGUCUGUUGGAGUGCUUGAGAAAGCAAUUCUGCGCUGGCGCUUGAAGAGGAAAGGGUUCCGUGGACUUCAGGUUCAGCCAGAUGAAGGGUCUACUGAACUGAAGCAAGCUGGUGAUGUCGUGGAGGAGGACUUCUUCCAGGCCAGCAGAAAACAAGCUGAGGCACGUGUUGAGAGAUCUGUUAUCCGAGUGCAGGCAAUGUUUCGGUCAAAGCGUGCCCAGGAGGCGUAUAGAAGAAUGAAGUUGGCUUAUAAUAGUGCAACGUUGGAGUACGAAGAGCUUCAAGAUCCAAAUGGGAUGACAGAUGACUAAGCAAUGAACAUCCCUUUCCCUGGUCGUUGGUUGGAAACAGACAGUACAACCUUACGAGUUACAACUAAGUUCACUACAGGUACGCAAUCGUUGCCAGUGAUUAUUUAGGUCGAGGCAGUAACCACGUGUACAUCAUGUAAAUACAUAGUUGAGGAAGCAAUCCUCACCACUGAUGUAACCCCUGUGGCAUAUUUUAUGGAAAUGAAAAGGUUCUUGGUUUUUCACUUCCUCUGCAAGCAAUUAAGGUCAUAUUGUGAACUCCUGAAUGAGGAAAAUGUCAGCGUGAUAAUAAGCACUUGCGCUUUAGCUUGUACGAGUUUCUGUUUAUGUGGAUUUUGGGUUUCAUGAGUAAUCAAUAUGUGUGUAGACAAUUGUUAAUCAAUUUUUAGAAGGAUCAUUUCAGUUUUAGAAUGGUAGAAACUCUGUUCUUUUGGUGGUAUUUGUAUUUUGUACUUACUUUUAUAUGAAAAGAAAAAGCAUGUAUGUGAAUUUGGUGGAAUUACAUUACGCUCAAAUCCACCAAAUAUUGUUCAAGAGCUACCUUGAUCCAAACAGGAAAUUAGCGAAUACUGCUAAAUUAAAAAUGAACAUAUUCAAUAAUGCUACCACGGAUCAGAAGAACUGUUGGGCCUUUGGACCAAAAAUCACCAGUAAAUCUUGCAAACAUUUGCAGAUGGUGACUUAACUAUGGUUAAUUUUUAGGUUAUUACAUCACCUUAAAGUUGGUCGAAAAAUGGUAAUCAUUUGCAGUGAGGCAACUGCUGUAGAUUAGAAGGUUAUUUGCCCCCCGUAAAAAUCACCUUACUAUACAUGUGUAAUAACUAAGAAUUCAUUUCUAAUAUAUAUAUUUCCUUUAGAAACGAAAGGAAAAACAGGUUCAUUCCUGGUAUAAUUUAGGAUUUUCCCCAUCCCCUUUUAGUUUUUACAUUAACACGUACAAUGUACUUACUCCGGUCCUUAUUACAAAGGAUUUUAAUUUGUACUAAAUUUUUAUUAUGUUGCUCUAAUUAAAAAUAAAAUAUUAAAAAUAUAUUUUCACAUUUAGUGUGUUCUUCCGAUUAUUUUAAAAUAAUUUUAAGAUUUUAUUUUUAAUUUUAAGAACAUAUUAUAAAUAAAACUCAGAGCAUCCGC
Molecule: messenger RNA, 4262 nt
Organism: Oldenlandia corymbosa var. corymbosa
Lineage: Eukaryota; Viridiplantae; Streptophyta; Magnoliopsida; Gentianales; Rubiaceae
Source: the annotation of a GenBank genome assembly